AUGCAUUAUGCCAAACACGCUUCCAGAACGGGUAGCCUGGACGACUCUACACAUGAAGCGCUCGACAGACAGUCCCGCGUGAAGGCGUCAGAUCUAGGUUUCGACGUCCCAGAUCAUGUUCUUUCCGAGAUCAUUCCCAUCUCAGACCCGAGACACGUUUACUCUAAUAUCCAUGCACAACGCGACCGCCGUCUUCGCCUCCUGAUCCGUCGCUACACGAAUCAAAUCCAGUAUGGCUGCAGAAACAUCAACUGCACUACACCCACGUGCCUAAGUUACAGGAAGAGAAACAGUACGGGACCGCUGAGGAGGUAUACGGAAUUGAGCGCCAGGACUUUGGCAUGCCAACUGGUCGACGACUACACGCGCAGUGGCAAAGAUUCCGUGUCUGGCCUUUGUCAAAACGAACCGGUAGUCCCUUGGUACGAGGAUCCCGAGGCCACCAAGAGGAGGAGGGACAGUCUUGAAAAGGCAGGGCUUCAGCGCCGUGAGUCCGCAUCUGUGGCCAAGAUCUCCAGCCAGACACUACGCAGCAAAGAGCCUCCUCCGAAGCCUGCAUUUUCCGUCGAGCGGCUCUCGCAGGAUGGCAUCGUCCAGGCCGGUAGACGUCUACGUACGCUUGAUAUAUCCAAGAACGACGAGGAAAUUGCAGAGGAAAUAACCGAUGUGCUGAACGCCAUCCCCUCCAAUCAACCAGCCAGCGCGUCCAAUGAAGACGAGAACAAAAACCCCUGCGACACUGCCUCUGUCGGGCCUGAGCCUCCCGAAUCGAAACCAAAAGACAUCGCCUCUUUUACACAGACGUUGUUCGAUCUUUUGCCGUUACGGCUUUUAAGUUGGUUGCCUGGAGGGAACCCUCGUGAACUACCUGAACCAAGAGGGUCCGCCGAGCAUUCGACAAACCAUCAGCAGGCUUAUUCUGAAGAUGCAGAUGAUUGUGCACCGGAUCCUAUCGAAGAACCACCAGGCGUGACAGACCCAAGUACGGAGAGUUUACCGCCGGCGUGGAUGUUGAAAAGGCCUGCUGUCCAAGCCUAUACCCUUCGAAAGUUUACCUGGUCAAUGUUUCCAUGGCUGCAAUCCCGUCUUGAUGACAGCAAUAACGACGCUUAUAACGACAAGUUUCUUCCAUUUCUGAAGCAGAGUCUCUCAUAUUGCUUCAGCGAUCCAGAGCACCUAGUUCGAACGGUCAGGGACCUCCAAGACAGCAGCCCAUUUUCAGAGGGAUUUGCUGAUUUUCUCCGCAAGGAACUCACCAGAUCCGUAUCAAAGGCUACCGUGAAGCAGACCGGCCUAGAUGACCCUUCUCAAGACUCUUCUUCUGGGUCGUGGCCGCGUAUCAAGACGGGAACGGCGGAUGAUUUGUAUGCUCUCCUGGACGGGUUGGCCCUUGUAGACGGUUUGAAGCAGCGCAGCGUGUUCUUGAAUAGCAUGUUCACUGCUCUGCAGCACAGCUAUCGCCUUCCACCAUGGUUACAGCCACGGCAAAAGCGAAAACAUAGCUAUCCGGCUGGUAUACUGACUGAUCGAAGUUCGAACAGAGGGUCCCAGCAUCUCAACUCCAGUGGACCACCACCGCAAGAUCUGGAUGCCGUUGAAGGGCUCGGGGAGGCCUGUGAAGAUGAGAAGCAACUUGUGCUUCUGAACGACGACCAAGCAGCAGAGAUAUGUCUAGUUGCCCUGGCUGCGAUUGCCUCCCUGAUAUUCGAGAAUCGCGGUCCGCAAGCGUUUGGCGGGAAAACAGCAUUUGCUGAAUUUGCAGCGUUGCGAAAUACUGGUCUCGCCCAUUCGCGUUGGCAUAAAAUUCCUCGGGAUGCGGACCGACUCCUUGUCUCUCAUAUCGUGGAUUUGAUAAUUCAAGCCAUUGAUGUCUGCGACGACUGGUCUGUUUUACGCUUGCUUACUGCCAUUAUGGACGUCAUCAGUCAUCGCCUAAUCGUGGCCAAAUGUGCAAGCAGCAUGAAAGGCCACGAUUUAGGGAAGACUGAGAAAGAGACCAUUGUGGACCUGUUGGUACGUCGAUUUGAUCGGAGAACCGUGGGCGAAUGGGAUCCGCCUGAGCAGAGGUCUAGCUGGUUAGGGGCCGCUGCGAUCGAGCUGGUGAGAACGGUGAUGUUGAAGAUUUGGGACUGCCGUCCCAUCAUCCAGCGGGCAGGCCCUGUUGCCGGGGCGCUCGAGCUUCUGGCGGGCAUAUACCGCGAGCGGAAGGAUCUCAAUCUGGACUUGGGCUCUUUCCGCAUGUCUUUCAUUGCCGAACGGUUCGAUGAGAUGUCUAUGCCAAUUGAGUGGUUAUCGUUCCGCGCCGAUACACGGCAGAUGCAUCUGUUGUCGUUCUCGUUUCUGUUCGAACCGGCCACACUGGUGCGGUACUUUCGAGCGAUCAACAUCGAGAUGAUGCGGAAGUCGCACGAAAGCGCUGCGUUGGUGUACAACGACACCAGGCAUUAUAUGUGGGCUCCUGCAAUCCCAGUGUACGGGGCGCGAGAAGUGUUAGCAAGCCUACGACCUCACAUGGCCAAAUUCUUUGUCCUCACAAUACGACGGGACAACGUGCUGGAUGAUGCCAUCAACCAGAUCUGGCGACGACAACGCAGAGAGCUUAUGAGGCCUCUGCGCGUGCGCCUUGGCAAAGAUGAAGGCGAGGACGGGCUUGACCACGGUGGUGUCCAGCAAGAGUUCUUCCGCGUUGUGUUUGCCGAAGCCUUUAGACCCGAGUACGGCAUGUUCACGGUGGACGCAAGGACCAGAAUGACAUGGUUCCAGCCGGGCUCCUUCGAGCCGCUGUACAGGUUCGAAGCUCUGGGUGUUUUGAUGUCUAUCGCCGUCUACAACGGCAUCACUCUCCCCAUCACAUUCCCUCUCGCUUUCUACCGCAAGCUGUUAGGCCUCAAGGUCAAGACUUUGGAGCACAUUGCCGACGGCUGGCCUGAUUUGGCAAGAGGUCUGCAAGCUCUUUUGGACUGGGACGACGGGGACGUCGGUGAUGUGAUUGCCCGCACGUACGAAUUCAGCUACGACAUUUGCGGCAGCACCGUCACAGUGGACAUGCAGAAGAUUGACCGCAACGACCCAUGGCCACCGCGAGCAGCAGAAGGUGGCAGCAGAAGCAACAGCAUCGGUGCUGUGGACAUCAAUGGCAAAGGCAAAGCCAAGGCCAAAAGGAAAUCCACAUCUUUCGAACUCCCACUCGAGCCAUCAUCCCUCACUCCGCCCGCGCAACCGUCAUCCCCAAAUCUACUGGAUUGUGAAGCUGUUUCCUCACCAGGCGCCGCCAUCAGCUGCCCUUGCGCUGGGCCUUCGUCGAGCAAGGCACCAGCACCUGCAUCAUUACAAGGAGGCAUCACGACGCCUUCAAGCAUCGACAGCGACAUGCUAGCACUCGAGGAGGCCGAGGCGGCGCUCGUGACCAAUGCGAACCGCGAACAAUACGUCAAAGAUUAUGUUUUCUGGCUGACGCACAAAUCGAUCGAGCCGCAAUACGAAGCUUUCGCCCGAGGUUUCUACACGUGCCUGGACCGGACGGCAUUGUCGAUCUUCACUCCCGAAACCCUCAAGUCCGUCAUCGAGGGAUACCAGGAGAUCAACAUUGAUGAGUUGGAGCGGACCGUCACUUACGAUGAUGGGUAUUCGCGCACGUCGCCUACCAUUGUCGAUUUCUGGCAUGUCGUCCGCAGUUUCAGUCAGGAGCAGCACAGACAGCUGCUCGAGUUUGUUACGGCCAGCGACCGCGUCCCCGUUAAUGGUCUUGCUAAUGUCCAGUUCAUCAUCCAGAAGAAUGGCGAUGAUGAUGCACGCUUGCCUAGUAGUAGCACCUGUUACGGACGGCUGCUGUUGCCCCAGUACUCUAGUUGUCAGGUGCUCGAGGAGAAAUUGUCAAAGGCGAUUGAGAAUUCCGUCGGGUUUGGAACUUUGUGA
Molecule: messenger RNA, 3915 nt
Organism: Exophiala dermatitidis NIH/UT8656
Lineage: Eukaryota; Fungi; Ascomycota; Eurotiomycetes; Chaetothyriales; Herpotrichiellaceae
Product: ubiquitin-protein ligase E3 A
Exons: 1
Coding region: 1-3915 (1304 amino acids)
Biological process (GO): protein polyubiquitination
Molecular function (GO): ubiquitin protein ligase activity
Source: RefSeq, a predicted model, not a curated record